Penicillium arizonense is the source of this 831-nucleotide messenger RNA. RefSeq lists its product as uncharacterized. Gene Ontology annotation, biological process: protein depalmitoylation. Gene Ontology annotation, molecular function: palmitoyl-(protein) hydrolase activity; carboxylic ester hydrolase activity. The transcript has a single exon. NCBI's taxonomy places the organism in Eukaryota, Fungi, Ascomycota, Eurotiomycetes, Eurotiales, Aspergillaceae. Gene Ontology annotation, cellular component: cytoplasm. Bases 1 to 831 code for a protein of 276 amino acids. The record is from RefSeq and is a predicted model, not a curated record.
AUGGGAUUUCCGGCAUCUCACAUCCAACCUCCCCGAGCGCCUCACACCCAUACGGUUAUUCUCCUGCAUGGUCGCGGUAGCAAUGGCGAAGAAUUCGCGGAAGAACUCUUCUCAUCAACAAUCUCGAACGGCAAAAAUCUGCCUGCAUGCCUACCCAACUAUCGCUGGGUCUUUCCAACUUCAUGCCAACGAUACAGUACUACAUUCCGAGAAGAUAUUUGCUCUUGGUUUGACGCCUACUCCUUGGGCGAUAUCAACGAGAGACAGGAGUUGCAGAAAGAAGGAUUGACACAGUCGGUUUUCCACAUUCUUAAUGUCAUAGAAGAGGAAGCGAAUAUGCUUGAGGGGCGACUUUCUCAUGUCUACCUCGGUGGGAUCAGCCAGGGGAUGGCAACCGCUUUGUGGACUUUCUUUGCGGCAGUCGGUACAGGAAGGAUACAACGUCCACUGGGUGGCCUGCUAGCUCUUUGUGGUUGGCUACCAUUUGCACAAAAUAUCGAAGGAAUGCUAUGCGAGCCAAUCUUCGACAGGCCUUGCACUCCUCGGGGACUGCGCCUUGUGUCUGGAUUCUUCUUUGACGAAAUCUCCUCCCAAGGGUUAUCACAGGCCGACCAAACGGUUGACAGCUCUGUCCUUUCUACUCCGGUCCUUUUAAGUCAUGGAACGGACGAUGCCUGGGUAUCAGUCGACCUUGGACGGCAGGCAUCUCGGAUUAUCCAGCGGGUUAUGACGCACGUUGAAUGUCACGAGUUCACUGGAGCAGAGAGUGAUGGACACUGGGUCAAAGAACCUGAAGGUUUUGACCAGAUUCUUCAAUUCCUUCAAAAAUGA